AAUUUGCAUUGUCCGACGCCAUUGCGUCGUGUGAUAAUGGUAUUGUUUCCAACUUGUAUACUCGGGAGGCCUUAUUACGUAUGUCUAUGCAAUAUGAACCUUGCUAUCUCUUCAGUCGUUGUCCAACACUUAGACUCGUAGUGUCUAUUUACCUCUUUUCUUCCGAGUUUCUUCAUUGGAGAAAAUUUUAUGAAACAAUUCUUCAACAAAGAAUCUUUUUUCGAGACAUUUAAAAUUUGUAAAUUUUGAAUUAUCCAAAAUUAUUUGUUCAAAAAUGGACGAAUUUAUAAUUACUUCAGUUUUUCUGUAAGUGGAAAAAAAUGGAAGUAAUUUUUCGUUACGCCUGUGCUUAAUGUUAUGAGAAAAGUGACAAUGAAUAAAAUUUGUGCAUUCUGAUAAGUUUUUUUUCCCUUUUGAAUAAUUGUGUUACUGUUGCGUGAAUCAUGUGGAAUCGAAAAGUAUUCAUCAGGAUUAUUGAAGUGUUACUAUGUGUGUCAUGUGUAGUGGCAUUGAGGGUGACUGACGAUGAGACAAAAAGAGUUUUUCAUUACCUCAGAAAUCGUAGUCUCCAAUGGUCAUUGCUCAACAACGUAACAUGGGGAGCCUUUGGACAAGCUUUUGCGACAACCACAUGUGGGGGCUAUCUUAUUAUAACAAUAGGUCUUCUUAUUGCCGCCGCUUCUGGAGAACUCAGAGGUCGCAAAACAGAAUGUUUUCUUCUUGGCUUGGGGGUGAUAUUUUUUGGAAUAGUUGGAGGCCUUUGUUUGGCUUCCUUAGACAGUGUUCCGCAAGAUUUAAUAGACAAUGCAGCAGUCCUUGGAACAUUGUGUCUCCUCACAGCCUUGGUCUUCAUUGUUGAUUUACUAAUGAGCUCUCAUCAAGGCAAAAAGCAUGAUGCCACCCAAACUUUUGGCAGUAAAGAAAAUGGCUUGGUAACAAAACAAAUAACUGUACAAAGGGAGUACGUAAAUAAAUUUGACUCGAAGAGUAUUAAAAAACUCGAGAGCACCGAUAAGUUCUCAAAAUUUUCAGUCAAGCCGAUGACAACGUUGGUGGUGGAAAAGGAGACAAAAAUUGUAAAAAGCAAUGGUAGUGCGGAAAAAGCGGAUGAUGCUCGCGAUUCAAAGGGUCAAGUCAUUAAUGGAUUUAAAAAAUCUGAAGGAUCUCGACUGCACGACAAUUUGGAGGGUAUUGAUUAUAUUGAUCGACCCACAACUGAUAGAAAUUUCACUAGAGACGAGCAAAGGCGUAAUAGUCUUAGGUCAACCGAAAUUCCGAGGGAGGAUGAGAAUAAAAAAUUUCAAAACGCUGAGAAACAGACUCGGGAUUAUCAUCCGCAGAAUAUUGAUAAUAAUUAUCGUCGACACUUGAGAGACACCGAAGACACUUUUGAUAUUGGACAACGAUUACGUGCUCAGGACAUUUAUCAACGACCAAUUGACGAAUUGGAUACUCCACGUUUUCCAGCGACCCUAGAAAAGAAGGAACCAAUUUUUGCAAAAAUCGUUAAUCCCGGUGUUAAAAUUAUGCGAGUCGAUCGUGACGUUGAAGAAACAAUCGAAAACUACAGACUUUCGAAUUCAAGUCAGUAUGACAAUGUACCUACGCGAAUAUUUUCCACCUCGAAUGGAUUCACGAAAAAAAAUCGUGACGCAGUCUUCAGUGUUCCUAGGCCAAGUAGAUUGUACAAGCAUCAGAAGGAAACCAAGGACGAAAUUGAAAUGCUCGAGGAGUAUUUUAAUAAUUUUAGAACAGCGUCAAUUGGAACACAAACGGGAAGUCGAUUGCCUUCGUCGCCAAAUGAUCCGGGUUAUGUUCGUCAUACGGCCAGCAAUUGGCCGCAAAAUCAACGGAUCAAAACACCUGGUGGAAGUCCCGAACGAGAUAGAAUAUAAAUUUUUAAAUUAGACUCAAUUUAAAGAUCUAUGGUAAUUUAAUUUUACCAAAUUGUGUUUUUUUUGACACAAGUUAAUUUUUUUUUAAGGAAAAUUUCAAAAAUCUAUUUGCUCA
Leptopilina heterotoma is the source of this 2010-nucleotide messenger RNA. RefSeq lists its product as uncharacterized. Bases 444 to 1895 code for a protein of 483 amino acids. The record is from RefSeq and is a predicted model, not a curated record. The transcript has 9 exons. Lineage: Eukaryota; Metazoa; Arthropoda; Insecta; Hymenoptera; Figitidae.